Molecule: messenger RNA, 6190 nt
Organism: Cuscuta europaea
Lineage: Eukaryota; Viridiplantae; Streptophyta; Magnoliopsida; Solanales; Convolvulaceae
Source: the annotation of a GenBank genome assembly
GAGAGUACCUGAGCUCGGCCUCCCUUAGGGUCUUGCUAACGUAGAAGAUGACAUGUUGGAUGUCGUCUUCCUUCCGGAUGAGCACAGAGCUGAUGGCCGCCGGGCUGACCCCAAGGUAGAGGUAGAGGGUCUCCCCUACCUUGGGUUUGGAGAGCACAGGAGGUGAAGAUAGAUAUCAUUUGAGCUCGUCGAAAGCCUCCUGGCAUUCUGAAGUCCAUUGAAAACCAGCCGUCUUCCUCAUGAUUUGGAAGAAGGGUAAAGACUUCUCCGCUGAUUUAGAUAGAAAGCGGUUGAGGGCUGCCAGGCGGCCCGUCAACCGUUGAACUUCCUUCACAUUGCGUGGGGGUUCCAUGUCGAUGAUGGCCUGGAUCUUCUCGGGAUUGGCCUCAAUACCCCUUCGGCUCACCAUGUAGCCCAAGAAUUUGCCCCCUUGGACGCCGAAGGUGCACUUCUUCGGGUUUAGCCGAAGGUUGAAUUUUUGCAUGAUGGCGAAGAUUUCCCGGAGGUCGUCGGCAUGGCUGGAAGAUUGUUUGCUCUUGACGAUCAUGUCGUCAACAUAGGCCUCCAUGGUGCGCCCUAGGACGGCUUGAAAGACCCGGGCCACCAUCCGGGUGUAGGUGGCCCCCGAGUUCUUUAGGCCGAAGGCCAUUACCAGGUAGCAGAAGAUGCCCUCGCGAGUCAUGAAGGCAGUUUUUUCGGCGUCUUCCUCGUGCAUGAAAAUUUGGUGAUACCCUCGGAAGGCAUCGAGGAAGGACAUGAUCUCACACCCUGCGGUCUCAUCCACCAGUUGAUCAAUAUUUGGUAGAGGGAAUGGAUCCAUAGGGCACGCCUUGUUGAGAUCGGUGUAGUCCACGCACAUGCGGAAGGUAGGGGGCUUCUGUGCGAGGACUACGUUGGCCAGCCAUGAGGGAUAUUUCACCUCCUUGAUGUGCUUAAUAGAGAGGAGCAUGGCGACCUCCUUCUUCACAAAUUCCCUUCUCUCGGCCGAGAGGGGUCUUCUUCGUUGUUGUACUGCUUUUGCCGAGGGGUCCACCGAGAGGCGGUGGGUGAUGACCCUUCGGCUGAUUCCCGGCAUGUCCUCCGGCCCCCAUGCAAAGACAGUGGAGUGGGCGCGGAGGGCGUCAGUGAUACCGGUCUUCAGAUCUUCGGGGAGCUGGGCUCCAAUCUUCACGACUCUCUCCGGCUUGGCCGGAUCGAGUGUAAAGUCUUCUACGUCCUCGGCUGGUUCAGCCCUCGGCCUUUUUUCUUCUUGGUCGAUGGUUCCGGUGAUGGUGAAGAUAGCAGGCGCGGGCGAUUUUCUGAUUCCCCCGGGAGUAGCCAAUGCCCCCCUCGGCGGGAAACUUGAGGCAGAGGUGCCUCAUGGAGAUGAUGGCCUUGAGAUCCUCGAGGGCUGGCCGACCGAGGAUGAUGUUGUGGGCGCAGUCGAUGUUUACGACACGAACUCCACUUCGAGCUGGGCUCUAUGGAGCCCGUCGCCGAAGAUCACCGGGAGGGUUAUUACCCCCUCGGAAUCAAUAGUAUCGCCGGUGAAGCCGGCGAGAGGGGUCUUAAUGGGUCGAAGGGACCCCCUCUCCAGAUGCAGCUCUCUGAAGGUGCUGAGGUACAUUACAUUGACGGAACUGCCCGUGUCAAUGUAAGUUCGGUGAAUGAUGGUGUCGUUUAUUUCAGUCCGAAUCACCAAGGCAUCCCUGUGAGGAGAAGAAGUAGGAGGGAGAUCUGCGUUGGUGAAGGUGAUGGGUUCUUCCCUCAGCCGCUUUACCGGGGGCAUAUUGUAAUACCCGAGAUUAAUGUAAGAGGAUUAAUAGUACUACUCAUACCAACAGAGGUGCAUCUCCUUUUAAGGGAGCUCAUUAGCCAAGAACUCCAAAGUUAAGCGUGCUUGCACGGGAGUAGUCUUGGGAUGGGUGACCCCCUGGGAAGUUUCUCAGGGCGCGCACGAGUGAGGACAAAGUGCGCGGAAAAGGCUAGUGGCGGUUUGUGAGGACAGUACUUGAGGUCAGAAGUAACUACCUCGGGGCCUACGGGGCCGGGGUGUUACAGGUGGUAUCAAAGCAACCAUGCGACAGUGUGCUGACCCGUUAGAUAUCGGGCGGGCACUUAGCGGGGCAAGAUUCUGGGGUUUUAUUGAGAUUGGUUUAAGGGCGCAACGAGGACGUUGCGAUCCUAAGUGGGGGUGAUUGUAAUACCCGAGAUUAAUGUAAGAGGAUUAAUAGUACUACUCAUACCAACAGAGGUGCAUCUCCUUUUAAGGGAGCUCAUUAGCCAAGAACUCCAAAGUUAAGCGUGCUUGCACGGGAGUAGUCUUGGGAUGGGUGACCCCCUGGGAAGUUUCUCAGGGCGCGCACGAGUGAGGACAAAGUGCGCGGAAAAGGCUAGUGGCGGUUUGUGAGGACAGUACUUGAGGUCAGAAGUAACUACCUCGGGGCCUACGGGGCCGGGGUGUUACACAUAUGGGUGACUUCCCCCACGUAAAGAGAUUGAGCCCACUUUUUCCGCUGACUGGUGGAAUCGCCCCCUGUAUUGCCGCCGGUGAUCAUUAGGAUGUGGCGUUUUUUCUCUUUGUAGUGGGGGUACUCCUCCUCUUCCUCCUCCAAGUUUCCGAUCUCCCUCUUCUUGCCGAGGGGGAUGGUGUUCGGGUUCACCCAAGCGUUCACCUUCGUGUGGUGUCCUCGGGGAGGUCCCUGAUGAGAAGGUCCCUCCUGCCGAGGGCUCUGAACAAAUUGGGAUAGGUGCCCCGCUUGUAUCAAUCUCUCGAUGGCCGUUUUUAGCUGGUGGCAGUCAUCGGUUCUGUGCCCCUGGUGCCGAUGGAAGCGACAGUAUGGGAAUUGAGGGUUGAUAGCAUGUACCUCCGGGGGUGCGCGAGAAUCGCGCUCAACGAGGCCCCUCUCCUCGGCAAAAUCAAGGAUGAUGCUGAUGGGGUGCGUCAAUGGUGUCCGAGGGCGGUCCAGGAGAAUGGGUUGUGCCCAAGUCUUAGGGCUGCUCUUAUAACCUCCCCCGGGCUUGGCUUGGCCUUGCCGAGGGUGGUCAUCAGAGGGUCUUGAAGCCUUGGGGUGAUUUGGAGGAGCCCCCGACCCUCGGUUGUUCUUGUUGUCAGCCCUCGGGGGCUGCGGAUCCGGAUGCUGGUGGUAUUUCUCCACCUCCUCGGCCUCAGCAUAUCGGUCCCCCCGCUGCAAAGCCAUUAUGUAGUCGCGGGGGGGGGGGGGGGGGGGGUUCAAUGAUGAGGCUCCUUGAAAAGUUGCCGGUGCGGAGGACGGUUUGUAGGAGGGCCAGGAGGGUCCCGUCAUCAGCACCGUCGACUUUGUCGGCUUCCGUCCUCCAGCGCUCCAGGAAGUCCCGAAGGGUCUCAUCCCUCUUCUGGCGUAUGGUUAGGAGGUGGGAGAAGUGCUUCCUCGUGCGACGCCUCCCGGCAAAUUGUGUCAAGAAUCGCUGGGCGAGUUCUUGCCACGAAUCAAUACAGCCCUCGGGCAGCCUGUUGAACCAUUCGUAUGCCGGCCCCUCUAAGGUGGAGAGGAACCAACGACACAAAUAUUCGUCUGACGCCCCUACCAUCAUCAUGAUGUUCUGGUAUUUGCUGUAGUGUUCCUGGGGGUCCGUCUUCCCGUUGUAGGGCUGUAUGUGUUGCCCUCGGUAUUUUUCCGGGAUUCGGGCCGCCAAUACCCUUGGGGUAAAUGGCGUCUGGGUCCGGAGCUGGAUGAUGGGUUCCCCGGAGCCCUCGGCUACCUUCUUCUGUAAUUCCUCCAUUUUGGCCAUCAUGGUCUCGUAUUUGAGGUCUGAAUGAGGGGUGGAGGUGGUGGCGUGAGCUUUGUUGGCCUUCAUUUUGUCAAGCCGGCGUUGGAGGGCCGCAAUAAUUUCGUCUCGGGGAUCCUUCGGGAGGGUCUCCGCCCCCUGCGAACGAACCCGGGCCGAAUGGGCCUGGUUGAUUUGGUGGCGAGCAUCAUUGGCAUGAAGGGGUGCCUUGCCUUUGUCCCGAGGGGGACGCUCCUCGUCUGCCCUCGAGACAGACCCUCCGCUUUCCUGGGGCCUUUGGAGUGCUUUCCCUCCGAGGCGGUCUUGGACCCCUCGGCGGUCUGGCCCUCCUCCGAGCCGGUUGAGGGCGGAAGUGCGGGGCCUUUCUCUGUUGUCAUUGUGGCGGUCCCGGGACUGAACUUCCUGGGAGGACGUAUCUUGGGCCGCUACCCCUUCGUCGUUCCUAACCCGAGGGGUGGGGUUUCCGAAGGGGUGUGGCAGUGGGGGAAGUAUGAUGUUCUCCCCAACCUGGGGUUGAGCCGGAGCCAGGGUGCCGAAGGCACCUGGGUUCUGAGUGAGCGUCUGGAUGAAGGCGGAGAGCGCUGAAUGAACGUUGAUGGUGAGAACCGGAGGGCUGACUUGGUCAUCGCUCCGGUUUUUCUUCUUGGACUCGAUGCCGAGGCGGGCAUCGUGGGCAUUCUGUUGGAUCUGAAGGCGUAGGUCGACAGCCGCCUGUUCCAGCCCAGCGAUGACACCGCCCUCGGGAGCCCUGUGAGAGGCUUCGGGGGCGUUGACGUCGCCGAGGGCCAGGUUCUUGUCUUCUACGUUUUUGGAGUUGGCACGUGUUGUUCUCACCAUUUUGGUAGAGGGCUAGUGUUUGGCGAAGGGGGAGGGUUUCUUACUCGAUUGUUCGACCUCUCAACGAGAGCACCAAAUGAUGGAUAGUCUACCCGGGGGGUAUAUAUCCGAGGGGUUAUUGCUGAGAAUAACUUAGAGAGAAGUCAGAGCACAAGUAAGUAAGAGAGAGAGUGUAUUCAGUAUGAAUGUCGUUAAAGCGUUUAAGGCGUGGCUACAAAUGGGGAAAUGAGGUGCUAUUUAUAGUAGCAAUAAAUGCCGGACAGGGACACGUGUCAAGCGCCCAUUGGCCGAGAGGUCACCUCAACUGGUUGGCGUGGCAGCCGCAUGUGGCCGCAUUUAAUGCGGCUGUUGGAUGGGACGUCUGUACAGGGUACGGUGAUCUGUACGCAUGUGAGGCGGAUAUCAUGUCGGGAGAGGUGCCCUCGGCUGCAGAGGACUAGCCGAGGACUAGCCGAGGGCUCUUAGUGCCGAGGACCCCUGAGUGCCGAGGGCUCCAGGUGCCGAGGGCUACUGUUUUCUGCCGUUUUUCCCCCAGUUUCUUAGUUUGCUCGAGAAACCCGUUCUGUGAGAGUUUCAGCCUUCGGCCAGGGGGCUGAAGGCACCCCCGGCGCGUAGUGCGGGCUGCUUGGUACUCUGGGCGCUGUGAUUUGGUCCUGUUGGGCCUUCUGGGCCUGUUGGGCCUUUACUGGAGUAGUAGGAGUCUGUGGGCCGGGGGUUCCUGGGCCAUGUACUAUAUCAAUUGUAUUUCCGAUUUUUUAAAAAAAAAAUUGUUGACCGUGCAACGCUUUUGUCGUAGAAGCGCCUCCAAUUGGCUGCGCUUUUUUUUUUAAUUCAUUCGACGCGUGCGGCGCUUAGGCAAAGAAGCGCCUUCCGUUUUUUUAAAAUUGGCCGAUGCGUGCGGCGCUUUGGUCUAAGAAGCGCCUCCCGUAAUUAAGCCUAGCUAUUCGACCGACACCAGGCCAUCCCAGGCGCGCGCGGAUUUGACGACCCCGGCCUUCAACGUCGAUAACAGCCGCACCAACAAUCAGAGGAGAUCUGCUACCGCCGCUGCUGUCUGUACGUCUGCUGCCGCCGCCGGCUGUCCGUGCAUCUGCUGCCGCCGCCGCUGCUUCAUUUCUGCCGUCGUACGCUUGCCAUCGUCGUCUUCUUCUCCAGCCAUGGUCGCUCGGCUGCAACAUUAUCUGUGGAACGCCAUUGACGGCUGUGGCUCGCCGUGGACUGCUCCGACCCGCAUCACAUAGAUAAAGGAUGUAUAGAGUUGCGUCUACACAAAAGGGUCGUGGGAAGCCGAUCAAAUGGCAUAAUAUCAAGUGUGCAAGACAAACGGGAAACACAGAAUGUGGAUAUUAUGUGAUGAAGUUUAUUUGGGAAAUAAUAACUUCUGUUGGAAGUUCAGAUAUUGCACAGGUUUGGAAUGCAAGAACGGAGCCAUAUAAAACAGAGGAGUUUGAUGACAUUAGAAAAGUAUGAGUUAGGUUUUUUGUAGAUGAAGUGUUAUGACUAUGUAGAAUUGUGAAAAUCAAGCAAACUUGAAUGUAGUUUUAUUCUAUUGUGAUACAAAUUUGUACCUUUUGAAUUGAAUUUGUGUGAAACGAUUCUAUCGUUA